This is a messenger RNA of Pistacia vera, 2959 nucleotides long. Its product is annotated as probable leucine-rich repeat receptor-like protein kinase At5g49770. Gene Ontology annotation, molecular function: protein kinase activity; protein binding; ATP binding. The record is from RefSeq and is a predicted model, not a curated record. NCBI's taxonomy places the organism in Eukaryota, Viridiplantae, Streptophyta, Magnoliopsida, Sapindales, Anacardiaceae. The transcript has 20 exons. Gene Ontology annotation, biological process: protein phosphorylation. The coding region runs from base 85 to 2835 and encodes 916 amino acids.
AAAUGAGUUCUGGUUCUAAGCAAAAGUGACCAAUUUUAAACUUCUUUUUAACUUGAUUUGUGCCAUAUUUUUCUUUGUUUGGAGAUGGGUCCGAGAAUUCAAGUCUUUUUGUUAUUAGUUUACAUGCAAUGUAUAGCUGCGAAGACUGAUGAUGAAGAUUUGGCUGUUUUAAAUUCUCUCAAGGAUACAUGGGAUAACAUACCCCCGAGAUGGGUGGGUUCAGAUCCUUGUGGUGACAACUGGGAAGGAAUUGGAUGCAACAAUUCACGUGUGAUCUCUAUAAUUUUAACAAGCAUGGGAGUGGCAGGUACUCUGUCUACAGAUUUAACUAUCUUAUCAGAGUUGCAGAUUUUGGAUUUAUCCUACAACGAGGACCUGAGAGGAUCACUUCCAUCAUCAAUUGGUGAUUUGAAGAAUCUAACAAGUUUAAUCCUGGUGGGUUGCAGUUUUUCUGGCCAAAUUCCUGACUCUAUUGGAUCUCUACAGCAACUGGUCUUUCUGAGUUUAAACUCCAAUAACUUCAGUGGAGAGAUUCCACCUUCCAUUGGUAGACUAUCUAAACUUUAUUGGCUGGAUCUUGCUGAUAACCAACUUACAGGGCCAAUUCCAGUCUCUGAUGGAAUUUCAUCUGGUCUCGAUAUGCUAGUUCAAACAAAGCAUUUUCAUCUAGAGCAUAAUCUACUUUCAGGCACAAUCCCAAAUAAACUUUUCAGUUCAAACAUGGAACUGAUACAUGUGUUUUUCGAAGACAACAAACUAACAGGCAUUAUUCCUUCUACCCUUGGACUUGUGUUAACUCUGAGAGUUGUACGCUUUGAUAGGAAUAUCUUAAGUGGGUCUGUUCCUUCAAACCUUGAUGAUCUUGCAAGAGUUAAAACACUGUUUUUGUCCAAUAAUAAUUUGACUGGUCUAAUGCCUGAUCUCACUGGCAUGAACCUCCUCAGCUACUUGGACUUGAGUAAUAACACUUUCAAUGCUUCCGAUGUUCCUUCAUGGUUUUCAACCUUACAGUCCUUAACAACAUUAAUGAUGGUAAAUACUCAGCUUCAAGGUGUAGUUCCUUCUGACUUGUUCAGCCUUUCCCGUCUACAGACACUGGUUUUGAAAAGUAAUCAGCUUAAUGGCACCUUGGAUAUUGGUACUAGCUAUAGCAGCCAGUUGGAACUCGUUGAUUUGCAGAACAAUUUUAUUAUUGAUUUUACAGAAAGAGGAGCACCGGAUAAUGUUGACUUCAUACUUGCAGGUAACCCAAUGUGUCGAAGUGAAUUAAACAGUUCCUGCAUGGCACGCGGAAAAACUUUCAAUUAUUCAACUGCACUGAAGAACUGUCAACCCAUUUCCUGCAAUUCGGAUCAGAUUUCUAGCCCCAGAUGCAAAUGUGCAUACCCAUAUACAGGAACUCUAUCCUUUAGAGCUCCUACUUUUUCAUACUUGGGAAACUCAAGUUACUAUGUAUAUCUCGAGGCAUCUUUGAUGCAAUCUUUUGACUUGAAUCAGCUCCCUGUGGAUUCAGUUUCUCUUCAUAAUCCACGCAAGAAUUCGUUAGAGUACCUGGAAGUGAGCCUACAAGUAUUUCCAGCUAGUGAAGAGCGAUUCAAUAGAACAGGAAUUUCUAGGAUUGGAUUUGCUCUCAGCAACCAGACUUACAAGCCUUCAGAAAUUUUUGGACCUUACGUCUUCAUUGCUCAUCCAUAUCAGAACUUUUCUGAAUCAAAUAAUUCAGAAUCAAGCAAGCCAACAAGCAUUGGCAUUAUCAUUGGAGCAGCAGUCGGUGGUUUUGUCAUUUUGAUACUUUUACUCAUCGCCGGGGCUUAUGUUUAUCAUAGGAAGAGGAGUGCAGAGAUAGCAAAUCAACAGAACCCUUUUGUACACUUGGAGAUGAACAGAAGCAAUGGUGGCAUUCCUGACCUGAAAGAAGCAAGGCGCUUCUCUUUUCAGGAGCUUAGUGAAUACACAAACAAUUUUUCAGAAGCCAACAUUAUCGGAUCUGGGGGUUAUGGAAAGGUUUAUAAAGGAACUCUUCCCACAGGACAACUGAUUCCCAUAAAACGAGCUGAACAAGAAUCUGCACAAGGUUCACUAGAAUUCAAAACUGAGAUUGAGCUUCUGUCAAGAGUCCAUCAUAAGAAUAUUGUCAGCCUUCUGGGAUUUUGCUUCGAAGAAGGCAAACAAAUUCUGAUAUACAAGUAUAUUCCAAAAGGUUCUUUAAAGGAUAGUUUAUCAGGAAAGUCUGGAAUCACAUUGGAUUGGAUAACAAGACUAAAAAUAGCCCUUGGUGCAGCUAGAGGCCUAGCAUAUCUACAUGAAUUUGCCAAUCCUCCUAUUAUACAUAGAGAUGUCAAGUCAGCCAACAUAUUGCUGGAUGAACGCUUAAACGCAAAAGUUGCUGAUUUUGGUAUCUCAAAACCUGUUGAUAAUACCAGAAAGAGUCAUAUCACCACUCAAGUUAAAGGAACACCGGGUUAUGUAGAUCCUGAGUAUUACAGGACCGAUCUGUUGACAAAAAAAAGUGAUGUUUAUAGUUUUGGAGUGCUGAUGUUGGAACUAUUAACUGGAAGAGCACCGAUAAAGCGAGAAAUAAAGGUAGCAAAGGAUAAGGAUAAAGAUCUAUACAACCUUUAUGAAUUUCUUGACCCAACCAUUGGUUUGGAUACAACUAUUGAAGGUUUUGAAAAGUUUGUGGAUGUAGCAAUGAGGUGUGUGGAGGAAUCAGGAGAAAUAUUAAACCAUCUAUGUUGUACCAAAGAGGCACCAAUAAACUUUAACCAAACCAUCGAAUUUCCAAGUAUUUUAGGCUAUGUUCAGGUUUUGAUGUUUUCAUUUUUCAACCCAUGAAAUUCGUGAAAUAUGUGUUUGUUUAUGGUUUCUUGGAUUUGUUUUUAAAGAACAAAGAGUUGAGCUCACUCCAAAAUGAAAAGGUAGCUGACCUUUUGAAUAAAUUAAAAAUACAAUAAAUCCA